GGGGGGGCAGAGAGAUAGAGAGUGUUGGCUAAUGGGAUUGAGGGAGCAAGUGCGAGGAGUAGAGAGGAACAGACAGAGUGAGAGACAGCGUUGGGGUACACCUGACCUUAAGAAGGGAGGGUAGCUCCUCUGCUAGCCACACACACACACACACUUACAUAUUUACAAACACACACACACACACACACACACACACACACAGAGCCAACAGGCAGAGGCAGUGAGCCACUCAGCAGAGAGCCUGUCGACUAGCAGCCAUGACAGACACCGCUUCUGGUUCAGUGUGCACAUGAUCAGGGGGCCAUAUGUUGGAGUCAACCCCCAGCUUACUCACAGCACAUCCUUUGGAGACUCUCUUAUCGAGGCUCUAAAGGCUAUCAGUGUGAGCACAGAGGUGAUUGAGGAGGAGCUCAAGCCUCAUUUGGACACAGUGCUGGCUGCUCUUUUGGAAAAAAAGAAGGAUGCUGCUGUUGAGAUUGCCAGAAGUGGGAUUCUACCCACACUGGCUCAGGUCUUACGGAGCAAAAGCCCCCUUUCCUGCCAGGUGGCUCUGGUGGUGGCAGAGAUGGCCAGAGAAGCUGCAGUCAGGGAGCCGUGCAUUGAGGCAGGCCUGGUGAAGGUGCUGGUUCCCCAUCUGAACAGCAACAACCAGGAGAUGCUGCUGAACACUGGCAGGGCCAUCGGACGCAUCUGCUUUGACAACUCAUUCCAACAGGACCAGUUGGUCCAGAGUGGUGUAAUCCCCAGACUGGUAUCCAUUAUAAGGGAGUAUCCAGAGAACGACCCCCUGGUCAAUGUCUGCCUGCUGGCCCUCUGUAACCUGGCUGACAUGGACUCUGCGAGGGAUGCCCUGACAGAGCUGGAUGUGGCAGGCGUACUGACGUUUCAGCUGAAACGGGCGCCCGAUGCCGAACGCCGACAUGUCAUCCUGGAAAUACUGGGCUCACUGGGCGAGAGCGAUACACUGAAGCUGCAGUUUGCCGAGUCAGGAGUACCAGAGGCUUUAUCAGAGAUGAUUCGGGCUUUGCAGGGAGGAUCUGACCCCCACGACCUCUGCAGCAUCAAGAUCGCCUCCAACCUCAUAGUGUCCCUGCUUUUAGGAGAUGAGUCAAUGCAGAAGUGUUUUGGUGAGGGUUCCGGUGUGGUGUAUCAGGAUGUUCUGUCCUGGCUGCAGAGCUCCAACACCCAGUUGCAGCUGUCCGGAGCGCUGGCCGUCGCCAACUUCGCCAGGAACGACAGUAACUGUGUGAAGAUGCUGGACCUCGGGGUGGUUCCUCACAUCCUGACCUUGUUGGAGCAGCAUGUCGAGGAAGGAGACGUGUCUGUUCAACAUGCUGGACUGAGCGCGCUCAGAAACCUGGCCAUUCCUGGCACCAACAAAGUGCAGAUGCUGGAGGACGGGGUGACUGAGAGGAUAAAGACCCUGCUGCGCUCUGACAUGCCGCCAGUUCAGUUCAAACUGCUGGGUACGCUACGUAUGAUGGUGGAUGGACAAGAGGAGGCAGCUUUGGUGCUGGGGAGAGACGCUGUGCUGCUGGCUCGGAUCAUGGAAUGGUGUGAAGCCAAAGACCAUGCAGGAGUCCGAGGAGAAGCCAGUCGCCUUUUGGCUGCCCUCAUCAGACACAGCCGCAGCCCUGAAGUGGUCCAUGCUGUAGCCAAAGCAGAUGGGAUUCGGCACCUUGUCUCCAUGGCAACAAGUGAACAUGUCAUCAUGCAGAACGAGGCCCUGGUUGCCCUGGCGAUAGCAUCUGCCAUUGACAUUGAGUCUAUGAAGGAUCCGUUUGGGGAGGCAGAGCUGUUGCCCAUGCUGAAGAAGAUGUUGGAGGAUCCUGCAGGGGCCGUCGAAGUCAAGUUCAGUGCUUUAGGUCUCAUCUGCAGCCUGGCUAACUCCAGUGUGAUGAAGGUGGAGUUAAACUCUGUGAAUAUGAAGGAAAGCCUCAGUAAACUGACAGAUCACAGCAGCAGCAAACUUGCCUCGCAGGCCAGCUCCAUAUUGGCCACUCUCGGUGACACCAGCUAAACCAUCACAGUGCAGCAACAAAGGAUCGCAUCUGCUGCUGAAACCUGGUCGAGAUGACCAAAGACUCCCUCCAUCACCACAGUCUUUACUACAUAACCAACUCAACACUUCCCACUCUGUAAAUCACAGCUGUCAUCCUGAAUAGCAAAGUCGAACAAAACUACGAAUGGAGCCACAUUAACUAGCAAUGAAUUUGCAUGGCCUAUAGGCAUAACACGGACUUAGUUAGUGGUGAAAGAUCAUCAUUUCAGUU
This is a messenger RNA of Sander lucioperca (pikeperch), 2273 nucleotides long. Its product is annotated as rap1 GTPase-GDP dissociation stimulator 1. Gene Ontology annotation, biological process: positive regulation of GTPase activity. Gene Ontology annotation, cellular component: cytosol. The coding region runs from base 290 to 2020 and encodes 576 amino acids. NCBI's taxonomy places the organism in Eukaryota, Metazoa, Chordata, Actinopteri, Perciformes, Percidae. The transcript has 17 exons. Gene Ontology annotation, molecular function: protein binding; guanyl-nucleotide exchange factor activity. The record is from RefSeq and is a predicted model, not a curated record.